AUGAAGGACGUCACAGUGGCCGUGAUUGGGAACGUGGACAGUGGGAAGUCCACCCUGGUGGGUGUGCUCACCAAGGGCGGCCUGGAUGAUGGCCGCGGCUUGGCUCGGGCCAAGGUCUUCAACUUUUCCCAUGAAGCCGCCAAUGGACGUACGAGCAGCAUCGCGCAGGAGAUUAUGGGCUUCAAUUCCGGUGGCGAUCAGGUGCUGAUUGAGCGCAUGGCCAACACCACGGCCAACUCGAGGAACACCACCUGGCAGCAGGUGAUGGAGAAGUCGGAGCGGCUGGUCACCUUCAGUGACCUCUGUGGCCAUGAGAAGUACCUGAAGACCACGAUCUUCGGACUGGUGGGGCAGUGCCCAGACUAUACCAUGAUCAUCGUGAACGCCAACGCUGGCUUCCAGCGCAUGUCCCGGGAGCACCUGGGCAUUGCGCUGGCCUUGCGAAUACCCUUCUUUAUCGUCGUCACCAAGAUCGACAUCGCGCCACAGAACGUCUAUGAGGAGAACCUCAUGCAGCUCCACAAGAUUGUGAGGUCCAAUGCCGUGAAGCGGCAGCCGCUGGUGGUCAAGGAGCCGGAGGAGCUGGAAGGCGCGGCGCGCGGCAUCUACCAGAAGGAGGUGUGUCCCAUCUUCUGCAUCUCCAGCGUCACGGGAGAAGGAGCGAAGCGCUGUGUGACAGCGAACACGGAGCACAUCCGGCAACUGUCGCCUGCAUUGCCCCAGACGGUGGCACUGAGGGUGGAGUCAACCACGGCCCACGCAGCAUGUUUCAAACGUGACCGUUUGUACUUCAUGGCAGACAGUGGCCUCUUUAGACCGCCCAGCAGCCUGGGGCUCAGCCCAGCGGAGUUCCACAUCGACUCCAUCUAUGUGGUGCCAGGUGUUGGACUCGUUGUGGGUGGAGUGGUCCGUGGGGGAGCCCAGCGACUUCGGACACGCGAGCUGAACUGGACCUUUUCCCGAGUCCGUGCCGAGCCGCUGGAGUUGGAUUUCUAUACCAACAACUACUGGAUUUGGGGUGGCACCACUGUGAUCCUGGCGGGCUUUGCCCUGGCACAACUCACCAGAGAGAUCCCCGAGGGCACGCAUCCUGUGCUAGAGUAUAGCUAUUUGGCCUUCACUACACUCUGCUUGAGUCUGGAUCUCUGCAUCGUCACCUGGACGGUGCUGGUUUGCACCUGGGGCCCUGGAAAUGCGUUGCGUGGGCCGGACGGUAUGAGCUCCUUCCAUGACACGGUGACCCUCUUGAAGGAUGAGCAAAUGUCGAUCUACUAUGCCUUUGUCGUGAGCAUCGUGUUCGCCACAGUUCGCCACAUGAGAGACGCUGUUGCAGUGUCGACAGUGCCCCACCGUCGACAUGAACGGCCAGAGGUGACCAACACUGUGGGCACGGCCGUGCUGUUGCUGUCGCUCAUGAUCCUGUUGCGCUUCCUGCUGCGCUUGGAACAACAGGUGGGCACGGUGGGCAAUUCCCACGACGACGAUGGGCGCAUCCAAAAUCUCCGGCCCUUUGAGCACGUGGGGGAUCUGGAUGAGUGA
Messenger RNA from Durusdinium trenchii, 1539 nucleotides. Lineage: Eukaryota; Dinophyceae; Suessiales; Symbiodiniaceae. The record is from the annotation of a GenBank genome assembly.